Messenger RNA from Acipenser ruthenus (sterlet), 8317 nucleotides. RefSeq names its product netrin receptor UNC5B-b-like. Gene Ontology annotation, biological process: anterior/posterior axon guidance; netrin-activated signaling pathway. The transcript has 17 exons. Bases 778 to 3642 code for a protein of 954 amino acids. The record is from RefSeq and is a predicted model, not a curated record. Gene Ontology annotation, molecular function: protein binding; netrin receptor activity. Lineage: Eukaryota; Metazoa; Chordata; Actinopteri; Acipenseriformes; Acipenseridae. Gene Ontology annotation, cellular component: membrane.
CGUGGAAUCUGAGGAAAGCAGGAAAAAGGAGUCUCAGUUUUUUCUUCUGCGCUCUGGAGGUUGUAGGCUAUUGGCUUUUUUGCUGUUCGUGUUUACACCUUGGCAUUGUCGAAGUAAGGCAGAACGAGAGAGGAUGCAGAGACGGAGGCAGAAACACAGCAAGGCAAGGAGUGGAGAAACAUAUUGUCAGAAUACACUGGCAGUGUAGCAGCCGCGUUUCAACAACACAGCUGCUGAAGUCAGAAGAAAUUUUGAGUUCUCAUUAUUUUCCGACUUUUUUUGCAAGCACGACGGGUUUCUUGAAAAUGCCACACCAACUGAUAUAACUUUGCGUGCUUGUGUGUUUUGUAUCAGGAGCGUGAAUAAUUUAUGAAAUGACAAAAUUAUACGAUAUCUAGGGAACUUCUUUUUUUUCUUUUACAACACGAGUUUUCUUUGUUGGUUGUUCCUUCUUCCUAUUCUGUUUCACGAUUUAUUUUUUGAUGGGGGGGUGAAGCAGAUCAAUACGAACUGAGGAUAUUCUCAGGUUUUUUGUGACAUCACUUUUAUUACUCAAAGGGAUAUAACUACUACAAGUGUUACUUUUUAAUAGCCAGUAUAUAACACACAUACGAAAUAUACUCUCCAUAUUCAGCUUAGAAACGGUGUCCUUCUAUUUUAAAAAAUAAAGUAAAAUCAAGAAAUACAUUCAAAACCUUCAACCCGAUACAGAGGUGGAAGGGAGGCCAGUGUCGGCGAAUUCCCCGGGACCUUGGAGAGUUACUUAGCCGGGGAGCGAUGCACUCAUCUCGGAUACAGCGGUCCGCGGCGCUCGGUCUGCUGAUGGGUUAUCUUGCGUUUUGUAACCUACGUGCCACCGAAGCAGGCCCCGGUGAUUACAGCGAUGUGCUCCCGGACUCGUUCCCUUCGGCCCCCGCGGAGCCCCUACCCUCGUUCCAGCAGGAGCCGGACGACGCCUACAUCGUGAAGAACAAUCCUGUGGAAUUGCGUUGCAGGGCCACGCCCGCCGCGCAGAUCUACUUCAAAUGCAACGGGGACUGGGUCAACCAGAACGACCACGUGACCAGAGAGAGCCUGGACCAGAUCACAGGGCUGGUGGUUCGAGAGGUGGAUAUCGAGGUCUCUCGCACUCAGGUAGAGGAGCUCUUUGGACUGGAUGAUUUCUGGUGCCAGUGCGUGGCCUGGAGUUCUGCUGGGACUACAAAGAGCAGGAGGGCUUACGUCCGCAUCGCAUACCUGCGGAAGAACUUCGAUCAGGAGCCGCUGGGGAAGGAGGUCCCGCUGGAGCACGAGGUGUUAUUGCAGUGUCGGCCACCAGAGGGCAUCCCAGGGGCUGAGGUGGAGUGGUUGAAGAACGAGGAGCCCAUCGACCCCACCAGAGACUCCAACUUCCUGAUCACCAUCGAUCACAACCUCAUCAUCAAGCAGGCUCGGCUCUCCGACACGGCCAACUACACCUGCCUGGCCAGGAACAUUGUGGCCAAGAGACGCAGCACCACCGCCACUGUCAUCGUAUACGUGAACGGUGGCUGGUCCACGUGGACGGAGUGGUCCCCCUGUAACACUCGCUGUGGCCGUGGCUGGCAGAAGCGGACCCGGUCCUGUACCAACCCGGCGCCCCUCAACGGAGGAGCCUUCUGUGAGGGGCAGCCGUACCAGAGAGUCACCUGCAACACACUGUGCCCAGUGGACGGAGGCUGGACGGAGUGGGCGAAGUGGUCUGCCUGCAGCAGGGAGUGCACACACUGGCGCAGCCGCGACUGCCAGGCCCCGGCACCCGUGAACGGGGGGAAAGACUGCAGCGGUCUGCUGCUCCAAUCCAAGAACUGCACCGACGGACUCUGUAUGACCAAUAAAAAGCUUUUUGUUGAACAUAAAAUUCAUCCUCUGGAGGUGACGGGUGAUGUAGCGCUGUACGCCGGCCUGGUGGUGGCGCUGUCUAUUUUCCUGGUGAUCAUGGUGGCGGUGGGCGUGGUGGUCUACCGGCGGAUGUGCCGUGACUUCGACACCGACAUCACUGACUCAUCGGCCGCCCUGACCGGGGGCUUUCACCCCAUCAACUACAAACCUCCCCGACACGAUAACCCCCAUCUCCUGAACGCCUCGAUCCAGCCCGACCUGACCGCCAGCGCGGGUUCGUACCGGGGGCCCAUGUACUCUCUGCAGGACUCGGGAGACAAGAUCCCCAUGACUACCUCCCCCUUGCUGGACCCCCUGCCCAGCCUGAAGAUCAAGGUGUACAACUCCUCCACCGUCUCCUCUCAGGGGCUGUCCAGCGGAGGGGGGCUGCAGGAGGGAGGGCCCAUCAGCAAGGCACCCCUGGGGACCUACCCCGGGGGAGGAGUGCUGUCCCGGGAUGGAGAUAUCCUGAACCAGAAAAACAAGGUUCUCGGCUCCUCACAGCACCUCCACACCCUCCCCAGGGAGCCUGGGAACAGUGCCAGUGGGACGUUCGGCUGCCUAGGGGGACGACUGAUUAUCCCCAACACAGGUGUCAGUCUGCUGGUUCCCCAGGGCACAAUCCCACAGGGGAAGUUCUACGAGAUGUACCUCAUCAUAAACAAGCGCGACAACACAACGCUCCCCUCGGAGGGCACACAGACUGUCCUGAGCCCCGUGGUGACAUGUGGUCCCACAGGGUUGCUGCUGUGCUGCCCGGUCGUCCUGAGUGUACCGCACUGCGCCGACCUGGCCUCCUCUGACUGGAUGGUGAAGCUCAAGACACAGGCACACAGCCAAUGGGAGGAGGUGGUAACACUGGAUGAGGAAACUUUCAGCACGCCCUGUUACUGCCAGUUGGAACCUCAUUCCUGCCAUGUGCUCCUGGACCAGCUGGGCACCUACAGCCUGGUGGGGGAAUCCUACUCCAGCGCCGCUCUCAAGAGCCUCCAGCUGGCCAUCUUUGCACCCGCUGCCUGCAGCUCCCUUGAGUACAGCCUCAAAGUGUAUUGCAUAGAGGACACGCCUGACGCACUCAAGGAGAUCCUGGAGCUCGAACGGAACCAGGGAGGGUACCUGCUGGAGGAGCCCAAGCCUCUGCUCUUCAAAGACAGUUACCACAACCUGCGACUGUCCAUCCAUGACAUCCCUCACUCCCUGUGGAAGAGCAAGCUGCUGGCCAAAUACCAGGAGAUCCCUUUCUAUCACAUCUGGAGUGGCAGCCAGCGCGCCCUGCACUGCACCUUCAACCUGGAGAGACACAGCCUGGCAUCCACCGAGCUCACCUGCAAGAUCUGUGUGCGCCAGGUGGAGGGAGAGGGGCAGAUCUUCCAGCUGCACACCUUCAUCCAGGAGAACGUGACACCGUUUAACCCCUUCCCCGCCGCAGACAGUGACCCUUGCCCAUCCAUUCAGGUGGGGCCCUAUGCCUUCAGGAUACCCUCGUCCAUCCGAUAUAAGAUCUGCAGCAGCCUGGACGCGCCCACCACGCGGGGCAACGACUGGAGAUUGCUGGCACACAAUCUGGGCUUCGACAGGUACCUGAAUUACUUUGCCACCAAGUCGAGCCCCACAGGUGUGCUGUUGGACCUGUGGGAGGCCUGUCACCAUGACGACGCGGACCUCAACUCGCUGGCAAGCGCACUCGAGGAGAUGGGCAAGAGCGAAGUGCUGGUGGUCAUGGCGACCGAGGGCGACUGCUGAGAAGGGGCGGGGCUACGAACUCACAGGGCAAGACCACUCAGAAUGGAGGAGGCGAAGCGAAACCCCACCACACAGCCAAUGUGCAUUUCACGAAUCACAAGGCAAGAUAAAAGCGUCCAAAAGACACGAAGGAUACUGUGACACGAUACAGAAACAAUGAUAUCGCUACACGGUAAAGACACAGUAAGCACUGGGAUAUGAAUGGAAAUGGAAAUCCCAGCGUGCAGAAAAGCUUGGUGCAUAUCAUCAUAAUACACGGGUCAGGAUAUAAACUGAGCUGAGCUACAGUCUUCAUUCGUAUCGUCAUAUGCAGGUCAAAUUGGGAUGGGUUUUAGAUGAUCGUUAAUGCUCAUUAUUGAAAUGCUAGAGAAAACUUCUAAAUGUGUGUGUUAAAGGAAUUCACGCCUGACAGUCUGAAGAAGUUGUCUGCAAUUGACUUGGAGUGCUUGCCUUUCUCUCUCGAUGUUUUUAGUGGCUCUCAGAUCGCUAUGCAGCAUUGUGUGAUUCAGUGUAUCGCUGUGGGUCACGGCGUUGUAUGAUGAUAUGUAUCAUGUGAUUAAUUAUUGUGGGUGGUUGCAUCUCGACAAAUCGAUGACUCUUUGACCUCUGCCCCUUGUCUCGUGUGGCUUCAGGAAUCCUGGGUGGGGGGGGCUGGGGGGGGGGGGGGGGGAGGAUCCAGUCGACCAGUGUUUCUGCCAUCCCAAACUGGGAAUUCAACACCUAACAGUUGCCUUAGACUUUUCUAGCAGUUUACACCAGUAGGGUGUCAUGUCAAACCAGUAAGACGAUUCAGUUAAUGUCACAUUUAAAAAAAACAAAUACAAUUUGGGGGGGUGGGGGCUGGGGUGAUAAUUCUGUGAAGACGAUCUGGACUGUAUUAAUCUGAUUCCUUCAUUCUUAGUUUAUUAAAAAAAAAAAAAAAUCUCCAAAUACAACCACAUCAUUGCAGUGGGAUCCUGAAAGUGGCACACAGUGGCUGUUAGUUAUCAAAACUGUUUAAGAAACUGGCUUAAAGGCUUUCAUUUUCUCAAGAAACUCAAAAUUAGAUGGUUUUAGGGAUGAAGUACCAACAGUGCAACUGCUGUAUUGUGCAAUGUACAGUACUCUGCGGCUUUAGGUUAGCUAUUAGGGACAUAGAGUCAUUCCAGCCCGAGUGGACCAAAUCACUGGGGAAAUGUUCCCUCCAUUAGUAAUCAUGACACGUAAAACACGUGUGAUUGAGAAACUGGUGCGAAGGCAGCUGCACUGUGUGAGUCAAUGAGCAUGAAAAAGAGGAGCUGUGAAACUCAAGCAGCCACACAUAUGGUGAGAAAGUGUGUGAAUAAAUAAUGUUCUUGUCAUCUUAAAACAGGUUCAAGGGCUUUCCAUGAAAAAUAAUGAAUUGAUGUAAGAGAUGUGAUAGGUAACACCCCCCCCCCCCCCCCCCCCGCCAAUGAUGAGCCCAUAGAGGAGUUAGCUCCAGUGAAUAGCACGUGAAUUGAAGUGUAUUCAGAAUAAUCCCAACCCUGAUCCUCAAAUGCUAUUCCAGUCCAGGCUUUUCCUCCAACACAGCAUUAAACCCAGUGCCCACUGUCUGUCUGAAAAAGUAGCCAUACAGUACUCCUAAGUGUUUAUCCAUAACUUCAAAAACAGGAUAAAUUAUAAUCAGUCAAGCAGACAAAACGAUGAAGGCACUAGCCAAAAUGUUUUGUCUCCUCCUCUUUGACUUUAGUGUCCAGCAGGAGGCUUAGGGGCAUGUAAAACAGAACUCAAAUGACCUAGAAGGAGCGCAAUUCAGAGUUGGACUGCCUUGUUGUAAAGAAUUAGUAAACUACGGAAAGCCUCAUACUUAACCCCCCCCCCCUCUCUCUGUCUCUCUCUCUCUACCUCGCUCUCACUCUCUCUCUCCCUCUCCCUCUCUCUGGCAAGAUAAGCUUUGGACAACUUCGAAACCAUUAAGAGUUUCCUAGGAAACGAGAUUUUAAGUUAUUAUCCAGAUUGUUGGAUUAUUUUGUGUUUUUAUCUGUUUGUUAUUUUGCUGCUUCUUUUUUUUUUUUUGCUUGUUUCUUUUUAAAAAUCAAACAAAAGAACAGGCGAAAAUGACAGUAACAUUACUUUAUAUCAAUCCUGAGCUAAAACCUCAAAUGUUCACAUCCUAUCGCAGUGUCGACAAUAAACACAGCGCUCUAAAACUUAACUCUCAGAAAAGGAAAGAGCUUCAAUUGGAGGUCCCGAAUAAGGACUGGUUUUAAAAUGACCCGUGCUGGAGGCCACUAUUAUAUCCCAACCUGGGUGUCAGUAUCGGGGGGGGGGGGGGGGUUACAACACUAGUGGCACCGCCCUGUUUUACAACUGAACUUUAGUCCAGUAAAAGCAAAACAUAAAAAUUGAUCUUUUUCAGUGCGAAUUUAAUCCAGAUGGCCUCAGAACAUCCGAUAUCAUUGCGAUUCGGUUUCCUCCAUUUUUCAUUCUGAGAGCUCCAUCAGCGCUAAUUCCAAGUCUUUACUCUCUCAGGAACAGGAAUGUUCUUUGCUUACAGUUAAUGGGUGUCUAAACCGACAUGCAGAGCAUAACGCUAUUUUUUUUUGGUUUUGUUUUAAUCUGCUGUUGUUUAUAAACCCUGCGUGCAACGUUGACUUGAGUCUUUCACUAGAUUACAUCAUCCUGGUGCAGGCUCUGUGUGUGAGUGCGUGUAACAAGCACCACAGGGAAUGCCCAGCCAGGAGUCCUGGUCUUUGCAGUGUCAGUGGAGCUGAUCCUGUCUUUUUAACCUGGACUCACCUCUCUCCUCACAGCGGAAUGAGAUACAGAUGCUGUGAACUUGAGUAGCACAUGCCAGUUCUGGAGUUUGGAAUGAGAUUAAUGAGUCAGUUUAGAAUGAGACUGUUUGGAACUCAUAUACAGUUGCAGACUGGUGUAUUUAUGAUUACUUGUCACUGGGUGUGACGGUUUUUAAAUAAAGUUGCGUUGGAUUUCCUGGUUUUAAAACGGCUUGGACAAAGCGAACUCUGUGAUUUCAAUGCAUGCAUGGAAUUAAAUGGAAACUUUGGCGGCGCCAUAUCAGUUAUAACAAGUUUAACAAUGACAACGCUGUUAGGCUCUUCAAACAGAUUCAAUUCAUUAUCGCCAUUUUAUAAUGGUCACAACAUCACACACCUUAAGGCUGAUUCAACCCAGGGCAUUUUGAAUGAAAAAAAAUGGAAAUACAUCAAAUAAAUAAAAAAAAUUGGAAAUUAUAAUUUAACAAAACAUUUGCAUGGGAAUGUCUAGAACAUACAAGUAACAAGUUGAAAAAUCCACAAUGUUCAGUAUCGUUUUGAGAGAAUAACAAGGAAACUCUGCACACAUCAGACAAGUAACAAACAGAAUGACAAACUGCAUUUCUAUGACACAUUGUCAGAGAAAUUUACUGUAGUGAGAAAAUAUCCCAACCCCUAAAACAAGCAACUACAGGGACUAUAGACCAUUAUCACAAUCUUAUUUUAGGAAUAUUAUUAUGAUUAUUAUUAUUACUAUUAUUAUGAUUAUUGUUAAUUGUAUUAUUAUCAUGAUUAUUAUUAUUAUUGUUGUUAUGAUUAUUAUCAUCAUCACCAUUAUUAUUAUUAUUAUUAUUAUUAUUAUUAUUAUUAUUAUUAAUAUUAUGGAAAAGAAAAGUGUUUAACUCGUGAAAAAGAAAACCGAAACGUAAGCAGUAUCUUUCCACUUUGGAAUAAGCUCGGUAACAACAACUCAUAUUGCGUGUUUCUAAUUUGAUAAUCAUAUUGGUUUUUUUUUCUAAUGUGUUCCUUAUAUAAGUACUAUGCAAGUACAAAUGAUUAAGCGUCUUAGAACUGCUUUACUGUACAGAGGGGAUGUACACAAUAUUCUUCUUAUUAUUUUGUGGUCAAUUCUUUUGUGGAAGUGGCUGUACGUUUCAUUGAGUGGCGCCAUACAACUGAGAAGCAAUGUAAAUAAAACACUGAAGUAUGUAUUUGUUGAAUUUCCCAUAUUGCGAAACUGCUGAAGUAUUUUUUUCUGUUAAAAUAAAGGAAAUGUCCUCAGUUUGACUAAGUGCAGAUAUACAGUUUGCUCCACUGUAUCAAUGUAUAAGCCUAGUUCAGAGCACAAUUAUACAAACUACAUAAAAGUAUUGAGUGAUUGCCUCCCUAUUGCUGUUAUCCCACUCUGACACCAAUGUAAUGGUUUUUAACUGCUGUUGUCUUGCAAAGGGAUCUUGGAAUUUGAACUUCCAAUCCUCUGGUGCCACAGCAAGGACUGAAGUACUGUUUGUGCAGUCAAAGUUAUCGUCCAGCCGCUAUUCUGAAACAGGCAUAGCACAAAGACAAGAGCAAUUUCAAAAGGAAUAGAAGAGUUGUGAAGGUAUGAAGCUAGCAGGAGCUUGCUGUAGCUUAUUUUAUAUCUUUACAACGAUUUUAAUGCUCUCAAGAUUGGCAUUGCCUUUGCAUUUUUUUUCUUUGGUUUCAGUCUGCCUCCCCUCUUGGCUCCAGUACCCCUUACGUAAACCUCCUUUUUUGAGAUUUGUAAGCAAUAGAAUAUGCCAUAAACAGUCAGCGCCUCUUUUUAAAAUGAAUGAUAUAAAGAGAAAAAAAUGUUUGCUUUAUUCUGUACAUUACCAAUUGUAAAUAAAUGUUUAGCCUUCUUAUUGUAACAAAAAUAAUUUUUAUGCAAUAAAUUAUAUUUCCUAGUUUAACAAGAA